GAGUGUUCGGCCCAAUACUAUGUUGGAUCGUCGUUUCCCGCGAUCUCUCCUCCGUAGAUUAUCUCUACAUUUUACUACUUUCUCCAAUAAAGUUGAUCGACUCUCUGAAGAAGCUCGAGGUCAUCGGUGAACGCCAUGGCAUUUUGGUGGACUCUGCUUGUAAUAGGAUUUGCUUACGCGAUCUGUAGGUUACUCUUGAUGCUCAUCCCUCCGAAUGUGCCUUCAAUCGAAGUUGACGCAUCUGAUGUGAUGGACGACGGUAAUCAGACGCAGGAGAAUAGCUACAUCUACAUUCCACCUAGAGUAAGGACACAGCAGCAAGACAAGCGAGUCCAAUGUUACGAGCCUGCAACUAUGAAAUACCUGGGCUAUUUUCCUGCAUUGUCACGAGACGAGGUCAAUGAUCGUGUUGCUUCAGCCAGGAAAGCACAGAAAGAAUGGGCCAAAAGUAGCUUUAAGCAAAGGCGUUUGCUCUUACGCAUACUUUUGAAGUAUAUAAUUGAACAUCAAGAGCUUAUUUGCGAGAUCUCCUCCCGUGACACUGGAAAGACAAUAGUGGAUGCUAAUAUGGGAGAAAUAAUGGCAACAUGUGAAAAGAUUACUUGGCUUCUUUCAGAGGGUGAGAAAUGGCUGAAGCCUGAGAGCAGAUCAUGUGGAAGGGCAACACUUCACAAGAAAGCUCGCGUAGAAUUUCAUCCCCUUGGAGUUAUUGGUGCAAUAGUCCCAUGGAACUAUCCAUUUCAUAACAUUUUCAAUCCAGUGCUUGCGGCAGUUUUUGCAGGAAAUGGCAUUGUAGUUAAGGUUUCAGAACAUGCAAGUUGGUCAGGAUGCUUCUAUGUCAGGAUUAUCCAAGCUGCACUUGCUGCUGUUGGAGCUCCUGAGAGUUUGGUCGAUGUGAUAACAGGGUUUGCUGAAACAGGUGAAGCUCUAGUAUCUUCAGUAGACAAAAUGAUAUUCGUUGGAUCUACUGGUGUGGGUAGGAUGAUAAUGAAAAGUGCUGCUGAGACACUCAUUCCAGUUACUCUUGAGUUGGGUGGAAAGGACGCAUUUAUCGUGUGUGAGGAUGUAGAUCUUGAUCAUGUUGUAAACGUUGCUCUCAGGGCUUCUAUUACAUCAAGUGGACAUAAUUGUACUGGAGCUGAGAGAUUUUAUGUCCACAAGAACAUUUAUUCUUCGUUUGUGGAUAAAAUAUCAGAACGUGUAAAGGCUAUUACAGUUGGUCCACCAUUAGCUGGGAAGUAUGAUAUGGGUGCCAUCUGUACGCAAGAGCAGUCUGAGAAACUUCAAAGCCUCGUAAAUGAUGCCUUAGACAGGGGGGCAAAAAUUGUUGCUCGUGGAACUUUCGGACAUUUACCUGAAGGUGCCGUUGAUCAAUAUUUUCCACCUACCGUUAUUGUUGACGUCAACCAUACCAUGAAAUUAAUGCAAGAGGAGGCAUUUGGACCAAUCCUGCCCAUAAUGAAAUUCAGCACAGAUGAUGAGGCCGUGAGGCUUGCAAAUGAUUCAAGAUUUGGGCUCGGCUGUGCUGUCUUUUCUGGCAGUCAGCGUCGUGCCAAGAAUAUUGCUUCGCAGAUACGUUCUGGAAGUGUUGCAAUUAAUGACUUCGCCACAAAUUAUUUAUGUCAGUCCUUGCCAUUCGGUGGCGUGAAAGAGAGUGGAUUCGGUCGAUUUGCGGGCGUUGAAGGAUUACGAGCUUGUUGUCUCGUCAAAGCAGUUGUUGAAGAUAGGUGGUGGCCAUACAUUCAGACUAAGCAUCCUAAGCCUCUUACGUAUCCUGUGGCAGACAAUGCUUUCGAGUUUCAAAUGUCGCUCGUUGAAGCAACGUACGGGCUGAACAUAUGGGAUCGAUUGAGAGCAUUGGUCAAUGUCCUAAAGAUGCUUUCCGAGCAGAACACUCCGGCUAAAGACAACUCUGCCGUUGAUGAUGGAAGUAAGAGAGCUGAUUGAGGGGAUAUUGGAUUUGCAAUAGAUUAUAAUAUGUUACAUUCACCUAGAAGAUGGUGUUCUUGGAGGUACUUUUAGAAUUUUCCUCUUUAUUUAGUACUUUUUGUUUUGAUUAUAACCAGGGUUCUAAAGUGCUUAACAACCUAGUACUUUUGAUGUUUGAUUAUGUAAUUUUGGAAGUGCUUACUUGAGCUGAUGAGGCAAAAGCACCAUUCAAAUGCUUACUAUAACAUAAGCAUUUUAAGGUGCUUUUUAUUUGUUUUUCCAAGCACUUUUUUAUGUUUCUAAAUGAUUGAAAAUGGGAAGUAUUUGGCUUUGC
This is a messenger RNA of Cucurbita moschata (crookneck pumpkin), 2263 nucleotides long. Its product is annotated as aldehyde dehydrogenase 22A1-like. The record is from RefSeq and is a predicted model, not a curated record. The coding region runs from base 136 to 1947 and encodes 603 amino acids. Gene Ontology annotation, molecular function: aldehyde dehydrogenase (NAD+) activity. The transcript has 14 exons. Lineage: Eukaryota; Viridiplantae; Streptophyta; Magnoliopsida; Cucurbitales; Cucurbitaceae.